Dovyalis caffra is the source of this 300-nucleotide messenger RNA. Lineage: Eukaryota; Viridiplantae; Streptophyta; Magnoliopsida; Malpighiales; Salicaceae. The record is from the annotation of a GenBank genome assembly.
AUGGGUCAAGUCAAGAAUUAUGGCGAGCUUAUUAUGGUUUGCCUCUUGCUUGGAAUUAGGGGUGGAGCCCGGGUAUCUGGGGAACAUGAGAUUGUCAAAUCCUGUGUGGCCAAUGAUCGAAAUUCGUGGGUUAUUCUCAUUGACUCAGUUGGACCAUGCUCAUGCAAUAUGUUUUCCAAGAAGGUUACAGCCCGCCCAACAUGGGCAAUGGUUUCGAGCUUGGACUCCAUACUUUUUGUAACCCUCCAGAGUGUUUAUCCUUCGUUUUACGAGAAGGUGGUCUCACUCAUCUCAAAUUGA